Brettanomyces nanus is the source of this 441-nucleotide messenger RNA. RefSeq lists its product as uncharacterized. NCBI's taxonomy places the organism in Eukaryota, Fungi, Ascomycota, Pichiomycetes, Pichiales, Pichiaceae. The coding region runs from base 1 to 441 and encodes 146 amino acids. The transcript has a single exon. Gene Ontology annotation, molecular function: transcription coregulator activity. Gene Ontology annotation, cellular component: mediator complex. Gene Ontology annotation, biological process: regulation of transcription by RNA polymerase II. The record is from RefSeq and is a predicted model, not a curated record.
AUGACUACGGAAACCAGAUUUGAUCCAGAUACAGCUCUUGGCAACGUUCAAAAUGAACUCUCAGAUAUCAUAGAGACAUUCGUUCAUCUUGGUGUUCAGGUGCACGACUUCCAAGGAACGGAAGAAGCCAAACUCGGAUUGGCCAACAAUAUUAAUAAAGUUGUAAGUGAGUUAGAGAAAUUAAGUGAUAAGCCGGAUUUAAAGUCUAUUGCCAUCCCCCUAGAUAUUAUCAACUACGUAGAAGAUGGACGAAAUCCCGAUAUCUACACUCGAGAAUUCGUAGAGGUGGUAAGAAAACUCAACCAAUAUCUCAACGGAAAAUCGUUAGCAUUACAGAAUUUCAGAAACACUUUAGGAGCGGCUAUAAAGCAAGAAUUCCCAGAAUUAGCUGACCAGGUGGAUGAUAUAAAGGCAAGAACCGAUCUAGACGAUAAGAAAUAG